ACGUCUUCGUCAGGUCAUGUCAAGGGGUCGGUUUGCGGUACUAUGAGGAGGAGAGCUGUUACAGUCAUCCGUUUUCGAGGGUAGUCGAGCCCUUUGGGUCUUUGUAGUCGGGUGUUGUUAAUUAGGCCAUUAAUUGGUCCAACUCUGCACAUUUGCUUUCUGCUCUGCGUUCAUCUGACGACGGAAUGGCGGAUUGGAAGAUGCCAGUAAAUUACAACUUCAACCCGUCUUAUCAUGCGUAUGCAUACGGGCUCGUGUACCCGCAAGUGUCUGAGCACGGCCACCCGAAUCUCAGCUGGGCCGAGGCCGCGUACACUCACCCCGGCGGGGUCACCACGACCUAUUACUCCGCGCAAACCGCACAGCAGUCGCCGCCCUGGAGCCCGGAGAACGGCAGUGCCAGCGCCUACGGCCACUAUCCGAGCCACGCGCAGAACGGGCGGCUCUUCCUCUCCUACAGUAAGACUGAGUCCGAUCCGAAGCCGAAAGACGCAGAGCAGGCCGGCAGCGAUACACCCAGUGAUUCAGAGGCCCAUACGCCAGCCUCUGCAGCAAGAGAGGAGCCAGUGAGCCUGAAUCUGGGGGUGGAAGCCUUGCCUCCACUGCCUGCAUUGACCACAUCUCCAGCCCGACCUCCAACCCAGACCCGCAAGACCCGGGCUGCCUUUUCUGAGGAGCAGAUGAGUGCUCUGAUCCACCGGUUCAAUAUCCAGAGAUACCUCACGCCCGCAGAGAUGAAGACGCUUGCUGGAGCUACGGGUCUAACGUACAAACAGGUGAAAACGUGGUUUCAAAACCGUAGGAUGAAACUCAAGAUAAUAAAAAAAAAUGUGAAUUCUAUGGCAUUUGCAGGCCCGGCUCCAGAAUCAAAACAGAAGUUGCUUUUGACGUUAGUGAGGGAUGAUGGCGCCUCCAUGAUGAUGCAGAAGGGCACUUCAAGGAACAGUUUGGUCCCUUACACCCUUCAAAGCUCUCACUCCGGAGGGUAA
Sinocyclocheilus anshuiensis is the source of this 989-nucleotide messenger RNA. Its product is annotated as homeobox protein Nkx-3.2-like. The transcript is spliced from 5 exons. The coding region runs from base 186 to 989 and encodes 267 amino acids. The record is from RefSeq and is a predicted model, not a curated record. Gene Ontology annotation, biological process: regulation of transcription by RNA polymerase II. NCBI's taxonomy places the organism in Eukaryota, Metazoa, Chordata, Actinopteri, Cypriniformes, Cyprinidae. Gene Ontology annotation, molecular function: DNA-binding transcription factor activity, RNA polymerase II-specific; RNA polymerase II cis-regulatory region sequence-specific DNA binding.